CGCCAGCUGCGCCCGGCCGCCGACGCGGAGGCGGGGCCCGCGCAUGGGUGGGCGCCGCUGAUGCCGCCGCCGCCGCCGCGCCGCCCGCCGAGGCUGCGUCCCGGGAAGCCCGGCCCCCCGCGCCCCCCGGACCUGAGCGCGCCCCCAUGGAGGCGCCCGGGCUGGCCGAGGCGGCCGCGGCGGACGCCGACUCCCGAGAGAGCUCGGGGGAGACCCCCGACGGCGCGCCCGCGCACUUCCCCGGCCCCGGGGCGUCCUCGCCGGAGCCGCCCGCCUACCGCCCGCAGGACUUCGACACGCUGGCCACCGUGGGCACAGGCACGUUCGGCCGCGUGCAGCUGGUCCGCGAGAGGAAGAGCGCACGCUUCUUCGCCCUGAAGGUGAUGAGCAUCCCGGACGUCAUCCGCCUGAAGCAGGAGCGCCACGUCCACAACGAGAAGUCCGUGCUGAAGGAAGUCAGCUACCCGUUCCUGGUCAAGCUGUUCUGGACGGGGCACGACGACCGCUUCCUGUACAUGCUGAUGGAGUUCGUGCCGGGCGGCGAGCUCUUCAGCUACCUGCGCAACCAGGGCCGCUUCUCCAGCCCCACCGGGCUCUUCUACUCCGCGGAGAUCGUCUGUGCCAUCGAGUACCUGCACUCCAAGGAGAUCGUCUACAGGGACCUGAAGCCGGAGAACAUCCUGCUGGAUAGACACGGUCACAUCAAGCUCACUGACUUUGGGUUCGCCAAGAAACUGGCGGACAAGACGUGGACCCUUUGCGGGACCCCCGAGUACCUGGCCCCCGAAGUCAUCCAGAGCAAGGGCCACGGGAGAGCCGUGGACUGGUGGGCGCUCGGCAUCCUGAUAUUUGAGAUGCUCUCGGGGUUUCCUCCGUUUUUCGAUGACAACGCAUUUGGCAUUUACCAAAAAAUUCUUGCAGGCAAGAUAGAUUUCCCCAGACAUUUGGACUUCAGUGUCAAAGACCUCAUCAAGAAGCUGCUUGUUGUCGACAGAACGAGGAGACUGGGAAACAUGAAGAAUGGAGCAGAGGAUGUGAAACGGCAUCGGUGGUUCCGGACCAUGGACUGGGAGGCUGUCCCAGAAAGGAAACUGAAGCCUCCCAUCGUGCCCAAAGUGUGCAGCGAGGGGGACGCCUCCAACUUCGAAGCUUAUCCCGAGAACGACUGGAACACGGCCCCUCCGGUGUCACAGAAAGAUCUGGAAGUCUUCAAGAAUUUCUGAGCAUGGGCUCCCCACCCGGAAGAAACAGGGUGAUUUGAGCCUGCCUGGGACAGAUGGCUGCCCCCAAGCAUCUCCUUAAUGGGAUAAGGACUUUUCCACAUUUAUAUACACCCGGAUGUACAUAACGAGAUUGCAGAGCCGUUGACGUUUGUGGACCUAGAAUUAUUUAAGCAACUGGAAAUCGACUGCACAGUAGGACAUUUUGAAAAAUUGUUUGGUUGUAGAUUUUAUCUUCUUUUUAGGCUUGUGUUCCUGCUGGGAUAUCCUGGGGUAUUUUUUCUCGUAGACUUUAUAAGUUUGAGCUGAACUUGUUCAGAUACAACCACGAAUUAUGUGUGUGCUUGUGUGUGUGUGUGUGUGUGUAUAGAAAGGACGGUGUGCCUGGAGCAGGGAAAUUGUGCAGUGAAGUAAAUGUUCCUACUUUCCAGAGCCUAUGCUGUUUAUGUUUCAGAUUUUUUUUCAAGAAUCUAUUCUCUUGGGGACAAAUUUUAAAAGUAUGAUAUGUGCAUUUUUUAUCAUCUUAUAUGCAUUUUAUGGUUGUAUGUGAAGAAAAUAUCAUACGACGGUCUAUAUCCAAUACCUUCAGUGCUUUGCGUCUGGUAGUCUUAGGUCAUGAAUCCAGGACGACAGGGAAGGAGAUGUGGGUUUGAACUUUACUGCAAGACUAGCCGUUGACCAUGAGUGUUAUUCAAGGAGUUUUCUCUAUCGCAUUAAGAAAUUUCAUACUCUGUAGGGGGGUGGCUGUCUAUUAAUAUUCCAGGUUAAAUCCGUGGACCAAAAUGCAGCUCCCAAAGCAAACUAGUAGCUUUCUGUAUUGGCUCAAUGAACCCAUACAAAUGUUUUCUUCUCCCUUUGGUUUCAGGAAGAGUAAGAAACAAAACGGAUACGAUGGAGGUGCUUGAACCUCCCUCGUUUCUGCUUAGUUCCACUUCUUCUUGUCAAUGUUCAGUCCAUCUGGUUUCAUAGACCUGGUUGGCUUGUGCAGAAUGACCACUGGGUGAGAUUCGUUUCCCUUUGGACGUGAUGGUGAGGGUCCCCGGAGGAGUGCUGUGCUGUGCCUUCCCCUCAGCACUGAUCAUGAAAGCCAAGUGUUGAGUGGGUCGCCACGAAGUCUGUUGCUGUUUAAAUAUGGGUCUUCCCAGAAGCAGUGCCUGGGCAGAGGUCCUUGGUGUCUGUCUGGUCCUUCAUGCAUUUCCUUCUCUACUCCCUGCUUCUGCUUUCUGAUUCUAAACUUUGCUGUGAAAAUCUAAAGGCGCCGCCCGUGUUCUGUUGGCUGUGAGUCAGCGGGAAACACAGCAUUGCUCAAACCUGCUAGGUAUCCGAUCAUAGGGCCCAGCCAUGGCCUUCUCUCUCCGUGGAGGUCUGUGCGUUUAAGAAGGAGGUUCCAGAGCCUUCAGUGGCUGCAGGGAUGUACCCAGUAGGUCUCCGAGAUCUCCUCUCCUGCGCCCUCCCUUUUCCCGCCGAGAGAGGUCCAGCUCCUUGGGCAGCCGGCGCGGGGCAGAGUAUGUCCCACAGGUGUGCUGGUGUCAAGUGUUGGGUGCCCCCUGAGCUCUCAGCCCCCUCCCAGGCCU
Kogia breviceps (pygmy sperm whale) is the source of this 2794-nucleotide messenger RNA. It is a transcript of the gene PRKX, whose product is annotated as protein kinase cAMP-dependent X-linked catalytic subunit. Gene Ontology annotation, cellular component: cAMP-dependent protein kinase complex; cytosol. The record is from RefSeq and is a predicted model, not a curated record. Gene Ontology annotation, molecular function: ATP binding; cAMP-dependent protein kinase activity. Lineage: Eukaryota; Metazoa; Chordata; Mammalia; Artiodactyla; Physeteridae. Gene Ontology annotation, biological process: signal transduction; peptidyl-serine phosphorylation.